This is a messenger RNA of Penicillium bovifimosum, 744 nucleotides long. RefSeq lists its product as uncharacterized. The record is from RefSeq and is a predicted model, not a curated record. The transcript is spliced from 5 exons. Bases 1 to 744 code for a protein of 247 amino acids. NCBI's taxonomy places the organism in Eukaryota, Fungi, Ascomycota, Eurotiomycetes, Eurotiales, Aspergillaceae.
AUGCGCGUGCAAGCUGCACACGGUCACAUCACGCCGCCCAAGGCCGGAGAACAGCCCGGCUGUCAAUCUGCGGAGAAGCCAGUGACAUUCUGCCAUGCCGUGGUUCAAGGAAAGAAAGAUCUGGUGAACUCAUGUCACCAGAAUUCAGUUAUGAUCCGACCUCCUGAGGAGCGACCCAAGGUGUUUUUUACAAGCGGUCGCUUUGCAGGAUCGCAGGCACCAUUUCCUCGCCCAGAUGCCGCCAGUACCCUGCGUGGCGCCGUCACCAGCACCACCCAGCAAGGUGUGGAUAGCAAUGGGUCCCAAAGCCAAGAUACGGUUGCGCCAGGACACACCCGGAACCGGUUGAACGUGCACCACGCAUCUCAAAUGAUCCUUCCUCGCGCAUCUGCUUCUUGGGAUACUCUGGGGUUCCUCUUGCUUCCUGUGCCAUGGCUAGUUGCAUCCUCGCUUGGCUGUCCGGCUCAUCGUCCUCGCCCAUUGGAGGGAACACUUGUCCCCCGUGAGAUGAGGUGGACAUAUGAGAUUAUCGAUGUCAAGAACUCUUCGGAGGUAGGACGCAACUACAUUUGGGAUAUCUGGGCCAAUCUAGCCGCCCAUGUCAAAAUUUGGACUGACUACACCCGAGAUACUGGCGAGGGACAAUCGAUGGCAGCUAGCAAAAUGGAUGAGAUUCAUAAUCUCUGGUACAAUCUGACAGAGAACGACCUCUCCGCUGGAAUCAGGAUAUUAGCCAGAUUGUGA